Striga asiatica is the source of this 675-nucleotide messenger RNA. Lineage: Eukaryota; Viridiplantae; Streptophyta; Magnoliopsida; Lamiales; Orobanchaceae. The record is from the annotation of a GenBank genome assembly.
AUGGAUACGGGGAAAGCCGGCUCAAUUCUCGAAGGUAGACACCGGCGGCAGAGGCGAAAGUCUAUUUCGAUUCUCGAAGGUCGAUUUCAAUUAUCGAAGGCAGACGGAGGCGGAGGUGUGGAUGAAGGUCGAAGUAUCAAAGAGGUGAGAUUGAGCAAGAAAGGUGUGACAAUGAGAUGUUCAAUCUGCAAGCAACCAAACCACAAUUCAAAGGGUUGCCACAAAAAUAAGAGAAAUGAUGUGCCUGCUCCAGUUCAAACAGAAUCAACUGCAAAGAAGAGAAAGAGAAAGAGUCCUAGCAAAUCCAACUUUGAAGGGAAUGAUUUGCAGAGCAUAAGGAAGAGUCCUAGACUGAAGGAGAAAUCCCAAAGAGUUGAAGGAGAGAAAAGCAUCAAAGCUGGAGGAUCCUCACAAGAGCCAGCAAAAAAGGGUAAACACAACAAAGUUGGAGAAUCCUCACAAAAUCCAGGAAAUGGAAACGGAAAAGAAAUAGUCAUUGCUGGAAAUGAUGGUGUCAAAGCUAACUUGCCAGUGAAAAGGAGCUUGAGGCUACAAGGUCUUGUUGGUGAAAAGCCACAAGCUCUUACACAACCUGUUAGGCCACAAGGAAGGAGCAGCAUGCUUGAUGGUGUGAGAUUUUCCACAAGAAAAAGGGUUGCAUACUCUCAAGACUAG